This is a messenger RNA of Drosophila mojavensis, 598 nucleotides long. It is a transcript of the gene Vha14-2, whose product is annotated as V-type proton ATPase subunit F. Bases 83 to 457 code for a protein of 124 amino acids. Gene Ontology annotation, molecular function: proton-transporting ATPase activity, rotational mechanism. Lineage: Eukaryota; Metazoa; Arthropoda; Insecta; Diptera; Drosophilidae. Gene Ontology annotation, biological process: proton transmembrane transport. The record is from RefSeq and is a predicted model, not a curated record. Gene Ontology annotation, cellular component: membrane; proton-transporting V-type ATPase, V1 domain. The transcript has 4 exons.
UUUUCAUUGAUUUAUAAGUUUUCAUUACUUGUAAAGCCUCAUUCGAUCAGUCCUCAUUUUAGGUGAAAUUUUUACAAUCAAAAUGUCGGACAGUUCCUUUGAAGAUGGUAAACUCAUGGCUGUCAUAGGCGACGAGGACACCUGCGUAGGAUUUCUGCUUGGCGGCAUUGGCGAAAUCGACGAUGAGCGGCAGCCCAACUUUAUGGUUGUUGAGAAAGACACGAGCGCUGAGGCCAUUGACGAGUGCUUCAAGCGCUUUGUGGCACGCGAGGAUAUUGCCAUUAUAAUGAUCAAUCAGAUAUACGCGGAUAUGAUACGUGCCACCAUCGACCAGCAUCUGCUGCCAGUGCCCACUGUGCUGGAGAUACCCUCAAAGCAGCAGCCCUACGAUGUCCUCAAGGACUCCAUCUUGAAGCGAGCACGUGGCAUACUUCAACCAGUUAAGCGUCGCCGUUAGUUAGUGCUCACUGUACAGUGAAGCUCUUCUAAUAAUUCCGCUUUCAAUUUAUAUUACUCGAAUUGUUGUAUUAAAUAUGACGCUCAUAGCAUAUGGCAUCCGCUUUGAAAGGCUUUUGUCAGUGCUACAAACUCGAUGGGA